AUCCAUCAUAGUCUGAAAGCAUCUUGCCAAAUCAACCUGAACCUUCCUAAAUCCAAAGCUCAGUCAAUCAUGAAUCCUACACUUUCAAUCAAAACUACAAUCUUCCUUGCUGUUCAUGUUUCUUGGCUCUUUGCCCCUCUUGAAGCUGCCCCCAUGGACAAAAUCCGUGGUGCGUUUUGUGGCAGUGGCUCAUCAAAGGUGUAUGUUGGACCUAGACAAACAGUUGGCUUGACUAAUGAAGAUUUGCAUGAAGAAACCAAAGCAGACUGGAACAACCUGCUUGCGCUAGGUAGAGAAAAUCAGUCAGGAACCAAUUCCAGCCAGGGUUCAUCAAGGGUAGGCUCAGGAGAAGGAAGUUCAUCCAGUGUCAAUUCACAACCUGCCAACAGUAGCACUAGCCAUCGCAGGGGAUGAACUUGAGUUGAGACUUGGAUGCAUAUGCAGCUGGAAGAGAAGAAUCCGCCAAAUGUUUGGAAGUAUCCCGGAUCUGAAAGCACAGCAACCAAGCUGGACUGAAUCUUGGGGUGUGGAGAGGUGGAUUUACAUUUGGUGAAAUUGGAUUCUCUGGUUUAUCUAGCUUUCACUGUAUAUAAUCCAGAUAUACUAGUUUCUCCUCUCCAGUCCACUGGCAGUUCUUACACAUAUGGGACCAAAGAGACAACACAUUCUCUUUUUUUUUUUUUCAUGCCCAUCUUUGAUCAGGGCCAGUGCCAUAUUAGAGCAAGAAUAUUCAACCUUACUCCG
This is a messenger RNA of Puccinia graminis f. sp. tritici CRL 75-36-700-3, 744 nucleotides long. RefSeq lists its product as uncharacterized. Bases 70 to 414 code for a protein of 114 amino acids. The record is from RefSeq and is a predicted model, not a curated record. Lineage: Eukaryota; Fungi; Basidiomycota; Pucciniomycetes; Pucciniales; Pucciniaceae. The transcript has 5 exons.